This is a messenger RNA of Doryrhamphus excisus (bluestripe pipefish), 4126 nucleotides long. It is a transcript of the gene mapkapk2a, whose product is annotated as MAPK activated protein kinase 2a. Gene Ontology annotation, molecular function: ATP binding; protein kinase activity. NCBI's taxonomy places the organism in Eukaryota, Metazoa, Chordata, Actinopteri, Syngnathiformes, Syngnathidae. Gene Ontology annotation, biological process: protein phosphorylation. The record is from RefSeq and is a predicted model, not a curated record.
CUGCAUGUGGGGCCUCUGCUUCCAGAUUACCGCCUCUAUUUUUAUCUUUUCAAGCUAUUACUACCACAAACAGCACAAGUGGCUCCCCACUCGAGGUACCGAUAUUGGAUUCACUUUCAUGACAGGGUAUGGCGUUCCUAAGCUAAGUAAUAUCAGGAAACAGAGCAUAAAAACAAAAGUUUGGGUACGGUUGUGAGCUCCGUCUAACGGGUCUGCUUCUCCUUUAAGUACCGGAAAAGAAACUAUGACGUCAGCACUAAAACCUGCUCGGACUGGGUGACUGACUGACUGACUGACUGGCUGGCUGGCCCUCGGAAAAGUGAAGUGUUCGCCGUCACCGCUACUACCAACUUUCCUCCCUGCUUUGUCCGUCUUGUUUGUUCGACGCUACAGCGCGCCUCUGUAAGACGUUUUAAUUGAUGUAAAAAAAAGUUACUUAAGUUUUCUUGGAGGGACUGACGUACAGCAGCCGCUACCCAAGAUGGAUAAGCUAACUCAUAGCUGACUUGUUAGCCGAAAAGUCAUAGGUCAAGAAUAGGAGCGAACAAGCAUGCUAACAGCUAGCUAGCUUAGCAUUCCGCUGCUAGCUAACCGAGUGACUUCGUUACCCCGUAACGUCAGACGGAGCCCGGCUGCUGUUUUGUCUCAUCUGGACCUGGUUUGCGACACAGUUUAUCGACAGGAAGACCCUGUCUUGAAAAGGGACUACGGUAUUUAAACCGGACCGGAGAGGUGAUCGGGGUUGUUGGUCUCCCAGCCAAACAUAAUGCUAUCGAACGCUCAGAACCAGCCGCUCUUUCCGAACCCGACCGGACAACAGAAUCCCGCCGGGCAGCAGAACCCGACGGGUCAGUUUCUCCCCUUCCUGAGCAGACCCACCUUACAGAUCAAGAAGAACGCCAUUAUAGACGACUACAAGGUGACCAGUCAGGUGUUGGGUCUGGGUAUCAAUGGCAAGGUGCUUGAAAUUUUCCAGAGGAAGACCGGGGACAAGUACGCUUUAAAGAUGCUACAGGAUUGUUCCAAAGCACGUAGAGAAGUGGAGCUCCAUUGGAGGGCGUCGCCAUGUUCCAACAUUGUACGAAUUAUCGAUGUCUAUGAGAACCUCUAUCAAGGCAGGAAGUGUCUGCUUAUUGUCAUGGAAUGCAUGGAUGGCGGUGAGCUUUUUAGUCGAAUCCAGGACAGGGGCGACCAGGCCUUCACAGAAAGAGAGGCAUCUGACAUUAUGAAGAGCAUAGGAGAGGCGAUCCAGUACCUGCAUGCCGUCAACAUUGCACACAGAGAUGUUAAGCCCGAGAAUUUACUGUAUUCUACAAAGAGGCCCAACGCUUUGCUCAAACUCACAGACUUCGGCUUCGCAAAGGAGACCACAUCUCACAACUCUCUUGCGACUCCCUGCUACACACCCUACUAUGUUGCUCCAGAGGUUCUGGGCCCAGAAAAAUACGACAAAUCAUGUGACAUGUGGUCGUUGGGCGUCAUCAUGUAUAUUCUGUUGUGUGGAUACCCCCCUUUUUACUCCGACCACGGUCUAGCCAUUUCUCCUGGGAUGAAGAAGAGGAUCAGGAUGGGCCAAUACGUGUUUCCCAAUCCAGAGUGGUCUGAUGUAUCAGAAGAAGCCAAACAGCUGAUUAAAACCCUCCUGAAGACGGAGCCCACCCAAAGGUUGACCAUCACAGAGUUUAUGAACCACCCCUGGAUUAACCAAUCGAUGGAGGUUCCUCAGACGCCACUUCACACUAGCCGGGUGCUCAAGGAAGAGAAAGAUGCAUGGGAGGACGUCAAGGAGGAAAUGACGAGUGCCUUGGCAACCAUGAGGGUCGACUACGAGCAAAUUAAGAUCAAGACCAUCGAGGACUCGACCAAUCCACUGCUCACAAAGAGGAGGAAGAAAGCCAGUAAUGCCAUGGCGCACGCCACGUCUGCUGCCCGCUGAACCAUGCACGCACAUACAAACACACAUUGGUAAAAGGAAGCAAUAAUUUGUCGACAUGUGAGUUGCACUGCAUGGAUUGUUUUUUUUUGUUUGUUUUCUUUCAAGUCUAAUGUUUUGUAGAAGUGUUUUUUUUUAUUACUCAAGCAUUUAAACAACUUUCUUCCCUGUUGACAGAGAGAUUCAUCAUCUGUGUUUUUACAUGAGGGAAGAGGUUAUGAAUUAUAUAAAAGGCAAGGAGAAGCACUGGGAUUCAUCUUCUCCCUCAACCAUCAGGUUUUGUUGUCAGCAUAAGUUCAUGAACCCCUAACUAGUGAAUGUCAAAAAAAAAAGGCUGACACCCCCAACCGCCUCCCCAACCAAAAAGCAAGGGAAAAUGUUCUUUUUCAUGCAUACAGUGUAAAGACAUGGACUUGAGAGUCUGUCAGGUCCUGUUUUGUCCUGGUGGCAUCAGCACCUACCAAGGCCGUUUGGUGUGCUGUUGUCACCCGUACCCCCCACCCCCACCCCCCCACCUGCCUUAAAUACUUGUUUCAGGGCCUGUCUCGAGGCAAAGAAGGUAGCAUGUUUGACCUGCACGUAGCUUCAAAGAGAUCCAAUUCUAUUUUUUCACAGAUUUUUAUAGCAUUUUAACAUAGGCCAUGUUGAGGUUUUGUUUUUAUAUAUACAAAACAGGAAAUGACCUUAAAAACCACCAUUUGGUUUUGUUGCCAGAUUUCAGGUUAAAUGCUAUGCAGAUGGUAUGUCGGCUUGAAGUACUGAUUUUUUGUUUUGUUUUUUUGGUUUGUUUGUUUGCCCAGUGUAUUGGAGAGAUGGGGAGUAUAUGCGUGUGUUUAAUGUAGGCAGAAUGACCCUCAAGUGGGAGCAGAAGGUCAACUUCUUAUGUUCUUGGUGAGAGGAACUUUGAACCAGAAGGACUAAAAUGCUGUUCUCGGUUCAGUUCUUUCAUUGUUCUCGACAACAACGGCACCUCUACACCUCCGGCUGGACUAAUCAGUAGUAGAAAGCGCUAAAGAGCGUUCUCCUCACACCACCAGCAAGCUGUCAUCACAGUCAGAGGGUUUGAUUGAUGGUUCCCCGUCAAUAUUCUCUUCAUUGCGGACAGGUUGAGUCGACCACAUUGUCACAAAUCGCACUGUAAAAAUGAUUGUUGAAUGUUUGUGGUCAUUUUUGUCCUUCUCGGCACAUUUUAGUUGCAAGAUGCAGAAAUGUGUCUUACCUUUUUUGUCUUCAGUCAGCUGCAGCUGCCAUAUUUUGUCUGCUUGCUUUCAAUUAAAAAAAAAACUCACAAAAUUUUGUGUUUGAGAUAUAAUUUGAAUUCGUAUAGAGUUAUGGAAAAUUGACUCGAGUAAUGCAACCACCUAUUUAAAAAUGAUCUGCACUGAUUGUGUGUGACGUAACCAAACAGUGCUGACUGCUAACGGGCAAUCCCUGACCCUGGCAGUCCCUUAUGGGAAUUCUUUAAUGGGACAUGCCGUAAAAUGUUGCUCUUCUGGCUUUGUAACAUGUGCACCCCCUUCCAUGAAUCCCCCAUGACAGAACGUGUCUCAUUCCACAUGUAAAGUGUACCGUUUUGGCAGCCGUCCACAGUUGAGGGAAAAGCCCAGUCAAGUUAAAUAAGGUUAUGCAAAGUCAUCCAGUCUAACUGUUUCUAGGGGUGUCAAAUGAAAGCAUGAAUUGCGAUUAAUUUGUCAUAUUUACUGUUUUAUUUGAAUUGCGUGAUUAUUAAUCUCUAACUUUCCAUUUCUUUAAUCAGAUCCACACGUGAAUGUAUUAUUGGGGGAAUAACAAAAGACACACCUACUUGAGAUGCUGUAAACGGAUGCAGACAAAACCAUGUGACAACCCGAAAGUAUAAAAGAAGGCAUGCCCACAAGGUAAAAAAAAAUAUAUAUAUAAAUGUUGAGUGGGAGUCAUUCCUAAUCGCGUUACAGUCUUCCCUCGUCAACUACUUUUUUAAAAUGUAAUUUAGCAUCUAUUUUUUUAACAUAGUUCGAAUUUGCGUUAUUCUGCAGACUUGUGGUGUAUUAGAACAACCCGGUUCUCUAUUGUAUGUAUGUUACUGUAUUUACUCCUGCUACCAGUAAAGGGUGUUGUAUACCCAAGAGUGUUCAGACGCUGCAGUUUUAUGCGUGCAGCCACCCACAACAGUCCUGACUGACUUAAGGGAGUACCCACUCAAUGUGUUUUGCG